This is a messenger RNA of Lagenorhynchus albirostris (white-beaked dolphin), 2775 nucleotides long. It is a transcript of the gene CCDC92, whose product is annotated as coiled-coil domain containing 92. The record is from RefSeq and is a predicted model, not a curated record. The transcript has 3 exons. Gene Ontology annotation, cellular component: centriole. Lineage: Eukaryota; Metazoa; Chordata; Mammalia; Artiodactyla; Delphinidae. Bases 1179 to 2141 code for a protein of 320 amino acids.
GCUGCACGCUGAGAUCAGGCGGCUGCAGCAACACUGCACAGAUUUAACGUAUGAGCUGACACUUAAAAGUUCGGAUCAGACAGGCCUCACACGAGCAGUAACUAUUCACGAGCGUGUCUAGGUCCUCAUGACCGUUCCUCUGAGCCCAAGAGCACCAUCCAGCACUGACGUUCCAUCUGCGCCACCCGUGCCACGUCUCCUAAGUGUGCCUUCCGGGAGCCAGGACCCCCUCUUCCUGUGUGUGGUGGAUGAGGGGCCUGGGGACGGGGUUCAGGAGAGCAGGAUGGCCACCUCCAGUCGGGGACUCCAGCCCGCACCCCGCCAUCCAUGUCACCGAAAUCAGGCUGUCCUUACUUCCUGUCCCCUCUGAGCCCACGCUAAUCUGUAGAAACACCAUUCUUGCCCUAUAUCCUCUCCAGACGUGGUUCUCGGCCCUGAGUCCCGAGGCCACCCGCCCACCAACCCGGCCCCUCAUCAGGGGCUCGUGGUAACAGCUGGCGUGGGGCAUCUCCUGUGGGGGGCAGAGCGCAAGCCUCUCAGGUGGGCCUGUGCCCCGCCCAGGGGUGGAAGCACACGCAGACGCGGCUCUCAGAGGAGCCGUUCGGCAGCUUCUCUGACAUCCCUGAACCCGCAUCCUCAUCUGAGAGGCACCCACAAACACUGGUUCCGGCCUCACCACCAGGGCCUCCUACCUUCACGGACCACCCGCCCCGUUCAGCCGCCCUGCACAGCACGAGCACAGCCAGGGAGAGUCUUGCCGAAGGGCGGCCUGUGUGGUGUUAGGGGCAGGCCAAGGACCAAGGAGGGGCCUGAACUCAGGCCCAAGGAUGCCAUGCUCUGAGAGGUGCAGAGAGGGGACCCGUGUCGGGGGAAAGGUGGCAGCCUGGCAUCCAGCCUCCUCCGCAAUUUCAGAGCUUUGGUGCUCUAGACAUAAAGGAAGUCUACAUUUGCCUUUCCAAACCGUGCUUGGAAUGGCGCAUACAGAUGGCUCUGCUAACAGUUUAAUCCUCAGCCUUUGGAGAGGUCUAAUACUCUGAAACUGCCCAUUUUAACGUCAGCAUUUUUGAAAUUUGGAGACAUCCUUUUAUGCAAUAAGCUGGAGAGCUGGAUGGGGCCUCAAAGACCGCCUGAUCUCCCACCUUUUCCUGGGGGGAGAGGACACGGAGGUGGCACGAGCGAUGGGGGUCCUACCCUCCGUGUGGCCUGUGGGCACCGCACCCAUCUUGGCCAGGGGAACCGCCACCGUGGGGAGGGGGGGCCGGCCUAGACCCCCGAUCCCCGCACAGAAGGUCUCCCUGCCCCCCAGGGCCUGGCCGCCCUGCCCUCGGGUUCUCACUCCGCUCCCUCGGCUUGGCCUUCCAGGAGACAGCUCUUCUAGAAGCAGCGAACUCAAGAAAAGAUGUGAAGACCUGGAGGCGCAGCUGAAGCUGAAGGAGGACGAGAACAACGAGCUGCUGACCGAGCUGGAGCAGAAGAGCGCGAUGGUCGUCGUGCUGGAGAACAGCAUCAAGGAGCGCGAGAGGCGGUACCUGGAGGAGCUGAAGGUGAAGAGCCACAAGCUGGGCGCGCUGAGCAGCGAGCUGGAGCAGCGCGCCGGCACCAUCGCCUACCUGACGUCGCAGCUGCACGCCACCAAGAGGAAGCUCCUGAGCUCCGGCGGCACCUCGGACGGCAGCGCGGCCGGCAGCCCCGCGCUGGCCAGCUACAAGCCGGCCCCGCCCAAGGACAGGCUGCCCGAGACGCCCCGGCGCCGCAUGAAGAAGAGCCUCUCGGCCCCGCUGCACCCGGAGUUCGAGGAGGUCUACAGAUUCGGGGCCGAGAGCCGGAAACUGCUUCUGCGGGAGCCGGUGGACGCCAUGCCCGACCCCACCCCGUUCCUGCUGGCCAGGGAGUCGGCCGAGGUCCACCUCGUCAAGGAGCGGCCCCUCGUCAUCCCCCCCAUCGCCUCGGACCGCAGCGCCGGCGAGCAGCCCAGCCCCGCCCGCGAGAAGCCGCACAGGGCGCACGUGGGCGUGGCGCACCGCAUCCACCACGCGACCCCGGCGCAGGCCCCGCCCGAGGUGGAGACGCUGGCGGUGGACCAGGUGAACGGAGGCGGCAAGGUGGCGAGGAAGCACUCAGGGACGGACAGAACUGUGUGAAGGCCCCCCGCGACCCUUCCCCGCGCUCUCGAGGCACUGUGAUCACUCCUAGGAAAAACUCAGCCGCACCUCCUCUGUUUCUUUUCUUUUUCAAUUCCCAUGCAUGCCGAAUUGUUUUCACGCCUGUCAACAGAUUAUUCUCCUGCUCCCCCUGCCCUCUGACCGACACCGAAACACGAUCGUGUCCCUGCUACGGAAUCCGUACUUACUAAUCGCUGCGGCCAAACACCUGUGUGCCGACUCGCUUGCUUCCAGCCCGGCUCCGCGGAAUCUCAGCGCGCUCGCGGACAAAGCACGGGCCGCAGGCUGCGCCGCUGCUCGACGUUAACGACAUCAGAUAGUCACACGCCUAAUUAUAAAGUCGGAGCAACACAUAACGACCUUGACCUCAUCCCUCCCGUUUCCAGGGCGGCCUGUCCGGAGCAGCCCUGCUCCCUCCAGGAGACCCCCGUAACCUCCCGACACACCCUCCCCCGGGGGGCGGCACGGAUAACCGAGCAGAUGUAUGUUAAGUAACGGGAACUAAAUAAGAUGACGUCACUCCUCAUAUCACCACGACCUGAAUGUGUGUUGUUUUUUGUUAGUUUUAUCCAAAAUGUUCAAGAUCCCAACAAACUUUAUUUUCUAAACCUGC